Hemibagrus wyckioides is the source of this 3526-nucleotide messenger RNA. Its product is annotated as nephronectin. The record is from RefSeq and is a predicted model, not a curated record. The transcript has 12 exons. Gene Ontology annotation, cellular component: membrane. The coding region runs from base 264 to 2204 and encodes 646 amino acids. NCBI's taxonomy places the organism in Eukaryota, Metazoa, Chordata, Actinopteri, Siluriformes, Bagridae. Gene Ontology annotation, molecular function: calcium ion binding.
GCUCCACACACGCGGAGCUCUCUCUCUCUCUCUCUCUCUCUGUCUCACACACACACACAAACGCCGUGUUUAUCUCUAACAGCGUUUACUGAGCAGCGGACGUACGUCUCGCACACUGAACGGGUUUAUCAGCGUGUGCUGCUCUCCGGGGUUUCGUGGUCAAUAACCGAGCGCCCUGUGGGAUGUGUGUGUGAUGGAGUGUGUGAUAGAGUGUGUGUGAUGGAGUGUGUCCCGUAGAGAGGAAUCACUGCAGCUCCGCGGGCAUGGAGGAGAAAAUCCCGGGAUUAUUACUGCUACUGCUGCUGCUGAGCGGCGCGUGCGUCCCCGACCAAGUCUUAACGGAACACAGGUGGGACAUGCGGGAGAUGUCAACAGGUGGGAUUUGCCGUUACGGGAACAGAGUGGAUUGCUGUUGGGGCUGGACACGAGAGAGCUGGGGACAGUGCAAACUGUGUGAGUUGGGCUGCAAGCAUGGAGAGUGUGUUGGUCCAGAUCAGUGCCGCUGUCACAAGGGAUACACGGGCAAGACCUGCAACCAAGAUGUGAACGAGUGUGGGCUGAAGCCGCGGCCCUGCAAACACCGCUGUAUGAACAUGGUGGGCAGUUAUAAGUGUUAUUGUCUCACCGGCUACAUGUUGACCCACGACGGCAUCUGCAGGAACACCCAGACAUGUGCGAUGGCUAACUGUCAGUACGGCUGUGCGGUGAUGAAGGGAGUGGUCAUGUGUCAAUGCCCGUCGCCAGGGUUACGGCUUGGCCCCGACCGCAGGACAUGUGUUGACAUUGAUGAGUGUGUGAUGGGUGUGGCCAAGUGUCCAAGGUUCCGGAAGUGUGUAAACACAUUUGGCAGUUACAUCUGCAAAUGUCACACGGGCUUUGAGCUGCGCUACAUCAAUGGCAAAUACCAGUGUACAGAUAAGAACAACCCCUGCCAUGAAAUGCCAGACUCCAAAAAGUGCAGAUGUAAACUUGGGACCAGGGGGUGGAGCUAUGACUGCAAGUCUGUUAUUACAGUGACUGUUGAUCCAGCCAGACCAUUUACAACACCCAGUCCUGCAACUAAAAUCACCAUAGCAACACUUCCCCUGACUACAAGCCCACCCACCACAACCAAAAAACCAGCCAGGACAACCGUCAUUAUGACAACAACCACAGCAACAACCACUUCACCAACAACCACCACCACCUCAGCAACAACAACUAUUUCAACAACCUCUACAACCACGACAACACCAACCACAUUCCCUACAUCAGCAACACCAACCACUGUUGCUAUGACAACAGCAGAAACCACUGUUGCUAUGACAACAGCCGAAACCACUGUUGCUUUGACAACAGCAGAAACCACUGUUGCUAUGACAACAGAACUGACCACUGUUCUGACCACUGUUGCUAGUACAACAGCAGCCACUGUACCUACAACAACAGCACCAACCACUGUUGCUAGUACAGUGCCAACCACUGCUGAGAUACCAACCACUGUCACUACGACAACAAUACCAACCACUGUCACUAUGACAACAAAUCCAACCACUGUGGCUACAACAGGAGUGCCAACCACCACCACCAUGGCAACAAUCAGUACCACUCUGGAUAACCGCAUACAGGAGAUCACACAAAGGCCAAGGGGAGAUGUGCACAUUCCGAGGAAUCCAGAGCAGAACGUGUUCGAGCUGGACUUUGAUGAUAUUGAGUUGGGAAACACGGCAGAUUUUGCACGUGAUGAUCCAGCUGCUGGCUCUUUGAGCUGCUCUUUUGAUCAGGGUGUGUGCAGCUGGAUGACGGAUCGGGAAGGAGAUCUGCGCUGGGAGACUGUAACUGAUCCACGCGGUGGGCGGUACCUGACUGUACCAGAGCCAAAGACAGGAAGAAGUUUCAGAGGGGCACGGCUUACUAUCUCUUUAGCCCCACCCACUACUCCACCUUGGAAAGGGAGAGAUCUUUGCCUCAUAUUUAGGCACCGCCUCCAAGGGCUUCUCAUUGGCUCACUGCAGGUGUUUGUGAAAAAGGGGUGGGGCUACAGUCCAGCAGUCUGGACGAGGACAGGCGGGCAAGGGUGGAGACAUACACAAGUCACACUGUGGGGGCAGGGCAUUGAAAGUGUGGUGUUUAAGGGAGAGAGGAGGAAGGGGCAGAGCGGAGAGAUCGCCAUUGAUGAUGUGAGCAUACACAAAGGAGUGUGCAGUAACACAGGACAAGACUGACACACACACACACACCGGAGCUAUUAAUUAUUACAGAUGUGACCUCAGGUUUGACUUUAACACUUGACCACUCCACAUGGUAACCAUGGAUACCACACAUCACUGUGGACUUCUGUGGUACAAGUUCUUCUGGGAUUAAAAAGUUCAGAGUAAAGAACUUUUUCACAACAUGCAGAAAACAGACUGCUUUAUUUGAAAGAAAAAGGUUUAUGCAGAGAAUCAGUAACGAAAGCAGAGCGAGGGAUGAAAUCUGUCCACAUACAGGACCAUGGAAAUAUUACAAUUCAAAGAGUUCAAUAAAAGCACUUUGCCUUAUUAGCUGUUGUGUUGCUGUGCAGGAUGUAACUAAUGUUCUAAAGUUCAUUUAUUAACAUGUAACUCUAUUUCAUGGACAUAAGAAAAAGCACAGGAAUGUUUUCAUGGAUACAGGAACUUUAUUAAGGCAGGAACUUUUUACAGGAGCAUGGGAAUAAUCUUCCAGGAACUUUUUCAUGGAUACAGGAACUUGAACUUUUUUUUUUAAAGGAACAUGGACAAGGAGAGCAUUUAUUUAACACAGGAACUUAUUCAUGGAUUGGGAACUAUUUUACAGGAACACAGGAGUGUUUACAAAAUGAAAUGGAAGAGUUUCUGAUUUCAGGACUACAGGAACGUAACUUGUUCCUGAAUUACCAGAUGUUUAUAUUUUUGCUUUCUGCUCAUUAACAUAUAAAAUCACAUACAUUUUAUUAUUUUUUAAAAAUAGUCCCUUGUUUUUAUUGCAGUGUGUCACAUAAUGAAGACAAAUUUUACAAGCUGGGUUACAGAGCACAGAAAGUGUGUGUGUGGUGGGGGUGGGGGUGUCUAAUAUGUCUUUAACCAGUUAAGCUGUGGAAUGCUUUCAGAGCGAAACCCUGUUACACACACACACACACAGACACACACAAUUAUUUACUGAAAGAUACACACUCAUCUCUCUCAAAUGCAUUUUAUUAAUUCAUAAAUUUUCCAGCCUUCUCUGUAGUAGCAAGGCAUUGUGUGUGUGAUCUUGUGAGUCUGCUGGAAUGUGUCUAAACACAUACACACACACACACACUAUUAAAUUAUGUGUUGAGAUUAAAGCAGGUGUGCUCUAUAAAUCAUCAGACUGUUAAACUCCGCCCACACACUAAGAGAGAGAGAGAGAAAUUGUGUGUGUGUGUGUGUGUGCAUGAAUCACUCAACCUAAUGUGUGUUUUUGUUCCACUGCGCACCUUAGCAAAACCUUAAGGUUGAAAAGUCAUGACACAUGACCUCUAUCUCCUUCCUUAUGUGUGUGUGGGGGGGGGCGACACUGCUCACGU